CGUAUCUCGAUCGAGUAUUAACGUGAAUCAGAUCACGAUCACGGUACGAUCGAAAAGUUCUUCGUUGAGAAAGGCUUCGAAGGAUCUUUUGAACUCUGCAAAAAAGAUGCCUUCUAGAGCUCUAGCUGCAAGAGAAAUGUUUCUAACCUAAAACUGAUACUUGUCUAAGGUCCUACUACGGUUACUUUGCGAUAUAGAGAAAUCUAACCUAACGGUGUAUUAUAUUUUUGGGUGAAUGGGGGGAAAUGAAAUUCAAAUACGACACUCCGGGCGGCAUAAACUCUGGUUCCGCCACUGUUUAGAAACGACGUUCAGUCGCGAAUCGUAAUCGGGCAAUGAAAGUGGGAUAGGUUUAUCUCUCGAUAAAAGAAUACCGUACAUAUAUACGCGUGUAAAAAUGGAUGGAGAAACGUCGGAACGUCGACUAAGCAAACGCGAUCGUCGCUGCAAUCGUUACGGAAUGAAAAUGGGUGUUCGUGUGACGGUGUUGAUGCUCGGCAUCGGUAUCGGUUCCGUGUUGUUUGCUUAUGCAGCGUUUGCAUCUCCGAACGACACUACCAACGACAAGCCAUCUGUACAACAAGUGAUAUUCAUUUUUCGCCACGGUGAUCGGACUCCCACGCAAUCGUAUCCAAACGAUCCGUACCGUAACUACAAAUGGGAAAACGGCUGGGGAGCGCUGACGAAGGAUGGCAUGCUUCGAAUGUACAACGUCGGCCGAUGGAUCCGCGACGUAUACGGCUCGUUAAUUGGCGUCAGAUACGAGAGCAGCUUAUUACUGACGCAAAGCAGCUACGCGGAUAGAUGCAUUAUGUCCGCGCAGACUUUGCUCGCUGGUUUGUACACACCGACCCCGGAGGAAAUCUUCGUUCCGGGAUUAAAUUGGAGACCCGUGCCGGUCCAUUCCAUUCCCAGAAACAUGGAUAAGAUGAUCGCGGUCAAGGCCCCCUGUCCACGGCUGGAGGAAGCUCUGAAAGAGGCGUACGCGAACGAGUCUAUGCGCCCGGGAACCCCGUCGGCCGAUUAUUAUCGACAACUUUCCGAGCAUACCGGGGAAAAUGUCGCCACGAUCACCGACGUCGAGGCCCUUUACAAUACGUUAGAAAUCGAGGAAAAUAAUGGCUUGAAAUUGCCCGAGUGGUCGACGACAUUCUACAACGAAGAGAUGCGCGAUAUCGCGGCUCGCAGUUUGGCCAUAUUUACCAGCGAUACAUUGCAGCAACGACUUCGCGGAGGUCCGUUGCUCAAAGAAAUCAUAGAACGCAUGCAAGCCGCGAAAAGUGGCACAGAUACAAGGCGAGCAUAUCUUUAUUCCGCACAUGACAUAACUCUCGUUAACGUGCUGAGAACCAUGGGAUUCACGAGCGAAUACGUUAAGCCUGAUUACGGCGCGACACUCGUGUUCCAACUGCACGCUAUACCCGGCACUGCGGAGGACGCGGAAGUAAAGCUAAUGUACAUAAACAAUACAGACACUAUUAAGCCGUAUCCCAUGAAAAUACCAAACUGCGGCACGCCUUGUCUACUCGGAAACUUGACCUAUCUAUGGAGAAACGUGAUUCCCGAUAACUGGGACGACGAGUGCAUACUGUGAUACAUAUUUCCCUUUCGAUGCAAUCCGUCCUGCUCUUCUUUUAUACAGAUACUUACAACCCGGUUUGCUCGAGAAACGAACGAAACGCGAAAGCUCGUGCACCUAGACUUUUAAGGAGAAAAAAGAACGCGGUGCACGCAUUCGGUCUCGGAAAUGAACUAGAUGGCCUUGCCGUUUGCGCACAGCACAGUACACCGCACCGUACCGUAUCAUACGAAUCAAUUCUAAUUCGAGCGAAGCUGGUUAAGAUUACUAAAUUGGCACAAAAUCGUUUAACCAGGAUGUGUCCGCGUUGCUUACGCAACAAAUGACACUGGAUGUUUUGCAUGUCUCGUUACGCAAUACGAGAACGAUUAUUACGAACAGUCUUUUCCGUUGAAUUCAAAUACUCGAACGGAAGAUACGUGAGCAUCGAUUAAACGUCAUCGAACUGGCAGCGUAUCGACCGAGAUAUCGUACCGUCGAUCACCAUCGAACGAUUCAAAUUUUUUAUAACACCGAUCAAAUCGAUGAACGCUACGACAACGCGUAAACGUAUACGUAUAUUAUAAUAUCAACAAGCAUCUGUAUGCACGCACGUAUGCGUUGUGACUACCGUGAUUGAUCAUCGAUCAGCAAAUAAUAAUUAUAAAACUGUCCUUCGUGAUUUUCAAUGUUCUACGAGAAUCCUGUUACUUUCUUACUUUGCUUUAUAUCUUAUGUCUUUUAUGUCCUUCUGGAUAAGUAGGUAGGUAAGUAAAUAGAUACGACCCACUUAAUCUACCAAUAACGCGUUACACUGCGCUCAAUUAAAGAUAAAGCUGAACGUGCACGUGUUUCACAACAUAAACGAUCUACGUAUCUGCCACAUGCUGUGACAGCCAUUUACUUACAUACGUACAAGUCGUAUUUUAAUUUCUAAAUCGUGUACAUUGCUCUAGGAAACUUGUAAAAAUAUUUAAACUACAUUACGUGUUCUCCAAUUGCUCGAUCGCCCGAGCAAUGUUUGUUUUUAGUUAUUCGAUACUUCUGCUAUUUAUUUGUAUCAGCAUAAGUUCGAUUUUAAUA
Colletes gigas is the source of this 2641-nucleotide messenger RNA. RefSeq names its product lysosomal acid phosphatase-like. Gene Ontology annotation, molecular function: phosphatase activity. Lineage: Eukaryota; Metazoa; Arthropoda; Insecta; Hymenoptera; Colletidae. The coding region runs from base 398 to 1594 and encodes 398 amino acids. Gene Ontology annotation, biological process: dephosphorylation. The transcript has 6 exons. The record is from RefSeq and is a predicted model, not a curated record.